Molecule: messenger RNA, 641 nt
Organism: Populus nigra (black poplar)
Lineage: Eukaryota; Viridiplantae; Streptophyta; Magnoliopsida; Malpighiales; Salicaceae
Exons: 2
Coding region: 85-372 (95 amino acids)
Source: RefSeq, a predicted model, not a curated record
ACUUGAGAGCAGCUCAGCAGCGGUAGCAGCCUACCCUGAGUUUUGCAGAGGGAGCCAGCGAGCAAGAAGAGAAGGAGAUUGAAAAUGGCGGCGAGCUAUCUGUGGAGGAAAUACGCAGAUUACUUGUAUACAAAGUGGGAAAGAACGAUUCUUUGGGAUAUGAUAGAGCCCUACAGGAGACCAAAAUCCUUCACUCCUCUUGUUACCAUUUAUGUUGCUGCCUUUUACACUGGUGUCAUAGGCUCUGCCCUCACUGAACAACUAUACAAGGAGAAAUACUGGGAAGAUCACCCUGGUGAAGCAGUGCCUCUCAUGAAGCCAAAGUUCUAUUCUGGUCCUUGGAAGAUUCUAAGAGGAGAAGUACCCACUUAGUGAAUACACAGCAGAAAAGGAGUUUUAUUUUUAUAUACUUUCUUCCAAUUUACUUGCUGUGUCGAUUGUUUAGAUCAAGGUAGGUCUGUAAUUUUGUUAACCUCAAUAAAGCUGUAAUCAUUAUGCUGCAUUAGCUUUAUGUGUGAAAAUGUUCUUGUUCUACGAAAGAACCUCACCACUUAUGGAAUCAAGAAUGUUAUCAACGUGGAACUCAUCCAUAAGUGGAAAUGCAGAUGUUUGAGCUAUAAUGGAGGAUAUUUUUCUCAUCA